Trematosphaeria pertusa is the source of this 720-nucleotide messenger RNA. RefSeq lists its product as uncharacterized. NCBI's taxonomy places the organism in Eukaryota, Fungi, Ascomycota, Dothideomycetes, Pleosporales, Trematosphaeriaceae. The record is from RefSeq and is a predicted model, not a curated record. Bases 93 to 575 code for a protein of 160 amino acids. The transcript has a single exon.
UGGAACCAAAAUGCGACUUGCUGCCGUCGCAGAUCGCUAACGGGGACGAAUUUAUGCCAGUCGACUGACUACACUCGAGCCUGGCGCACCGGAUGACGUACCGCCCGCUAUCGCCCAAGUAUCACAUUCCAACGUCGAAGCCCAUGCAUUCGCAAUCCACCUUUCAUUGCUCACCUCGCUCGCAUUAUCUAAACCUCGCAGGCUCAGCCCACCAAAUCCAGCCCAACACCCCAUCCGGAUGCUGCUUUCGCCAUCAUGAGAACUCCAAACCUAUCAGGUUGCGCAGGAUUCGCUCAGAGUGCUCCCUGCCUCCCUCAGCGCACACAAUUUUUGUAAAAUGGACCAGCAUUUGCGAACACGGCAGUUGGGACAUGGCCUCCAGCGGACUCGCGACGAAUUUCGUCGCGUCUACACAGGGAUUCAGCAACUCAAGUCGCGCCACCAGCAAAUCGCAUACAUCAACCGGAUCCAACCAAUGUAACAAUGUAACCCUGGCCGUGAGACGCUUAACGAGGAUCAACCCGAUUUCACGGCCGAUACGCCCGCGCGCCAGUUUCCAUUUCAGCAAAGACUAGGAUGGUUCUUCGGCAGGUGUGGUGGGCGAUUGCUACGCCAAUCUGCAAGACAAGAAGCGAGAUUCGUCUAUGCCAAGUGCGAUCCGUGGCUCCGCGGCCAGUAGGAUGCUAGUACGUAUCCGCGGCGUGGGACAGAAUCGAUAGA